AUGGACAUCACCGGCAACGACAUACAAAGCCUUCGCUCGACAUUUGUAUUGGAAGCCACAGGAGCACCAUUCCGUCGGCUGGAAUCCGAGAAGCUUGCGGAGGAAGAUGUUUAUCUGAACGAUUUGGCGGAAAUAUUCGACGCGAUUGAAUUGUCAAGCCAGCCUGACCUUACCUUCUCAUUACCACCUAGGCCUCUUUCAGAGCUAGACACGAUCAUCACGCCUCCGCGUUCGCCGAUCGCCGCACAGAGGUCGCGGAUCCAGCUCGAACAAGUCUUUGUGCUCCUGAACCUGAUUAUGUCCACAGUCCUUGGGGCCAUAGUCGUCAGCCCUCGGUCAUCGAAGCAUGUAGCGAUAACACCGCAACGCCGGAUGGAGAGCUGCUCUUCUAGCGAUACUGAUACACUGACCUCAGUUUCGAACUCCCACCAAACCUGUUCUCCGCCAAGUUCACCACAUCUGCCAAAUUGCCCUCAGACCUACAACAUCUCGCCUCACACCGUUAUCCCCUUUAAGCGGACGCCUCUCCCCGUGGACCAUCUACUUCUCAUCGGCCCCAGCAGAAGUGCGCUGGUGGCGUUUCAAGAAAACGGCCAUCGCAUGGGUAUCGGAUGCGCUUGUGUCGGCCUGGUCAAAUCAUGGCGCCAUCCUGCAGAUCUACCGGCUCAUCUGCAGCCGACGCCGCUUCAACUGACGACGCCGCAUUCGAUAUGGAUUGAUAGAAUGCCGUUUCCACGAAUGCGAGAUAACAUUAUUCUGUUAGCUCACAUGAUUGAUCUAGAAGAUUUCUAUCUCGAUCUCCUCACGACGGAGUCCUUUGAAUUCAGGAAGGGGAUGCCUCCUCAUGACCCUGCUGCCUAUCGGAUUGAUCCUUCGUUCAGAGCGAAGUGGGGAUAUCUGUUCCAUUGA
This is a messenger RNA of Exophiala spinifera, 909 nucleotides long. RefSeq lists its product as uncharacterized. The record is from RefSeq and is a predicted model, not a curated record. Bases 1 to 909 code for a protein of 302 amino acids. Lineage: Eukaryota; Fungi; Ascomycota; Eurotiomycetes; Chaetothyriales; Herpotrichiellaceae. The transcript has 3 exons.